Messenger RNA from Striga asiatica, 1346 nucleotides. The record is from the annotation of a GenBank genome assembly. NCBI's taxonomy places the organism in Eukaryota, Viridiplantae, Streptophyta, Magnoliopsida, Lamiales, Orobanchaceae.
AUCCAAGUAUCCAACAAAACGAGGUAGCGGGUUACAGCGCCCGCAUCUGACCCGACCCAUUCCAAAGAACAGUGCUUUGAACCUCUAAGAUAUAUCAACAAACCCGAGAAUAUUAGAACACUGUCAACGAAUCAUUCAGCUGCCUUUCGCAUCGCUCAUGACAUUUGAUUAUUCUCCAGCGUCGAAGCGAGGGAAGUUCACCACUAUUUCGCCGAUGGAGUAUGAAUCUGCUAAAGCGAGGGUUGAAGCUGUGAGAGAGAAGUAUGGAAAGGAAAUCCGAGUAUUUGAAACAUCCUUAGCUUCUGGAACACCUAGCACUGUAUCUGAUGCUGAAGAGACGGAUGACUUUUACGAGUUCACACCAGAGGACUACUACCGUCUGUUGGCAGCUAAAAAGGAAGAUAAAUAUCUGAAGACGAAAAAAAUUAGGGAUGCAGAAACUGCUGCUCGCAGGUCAAGGUUUACAAAGGCUGUCAUAAGAGUACGUUUUCCUGAUAAUCAUACGCUGGAGGUUUCAUUUCAUCCUUCUGAAACGAUUCAAAGUUUGGUGGAUCUUCUAAAGAAAGUGUCUGCCCAUCCGGAGUUGCCCUUCUAUCUGUAUACCACACCUCCGAAAAAGCAAAUAAAGGACAUGUCUCAGGAUUUUUAUACUGCUGGAUUUGUUCCUGGUGCAAUUGUGUACUUUGCGUAUGAUGUGCCAAAAGGUGAUUAUGGUGCUUCAUUUGCCGGUCCCUACCUUCAAAAUGAUGUCAUGUCUUUGAAAGGUUUGGAGUUUGUGGCUCAACAGGCUGAGCCUGUGUCCAAGCCCCCAACUGAAGGUCCUGAACCUGUGACAACAACUGGCCCAUCUGUUGGGCCUGAGCUAAAGCCCAGUGACAAAAAGAAGAUCAAACCCAAGUGGUUGAAAAUGUGAUUUUAGAUGCAUCAUGUGGUUAAACCCUGCUGUCUUUUCUCUGGUUUUUGUUACUGUGAGUCUGUGACCAGUUUCCGGUUUAAAAGAUAGUUGACGAUCUGAAACGAACAUUUAUCAGCAAGUUUCUGUGAAUAUUAAUGUUCUUUUGGUGUUAAUCAACCAAACUGAACCCAGUUUGUGUCGUUUGGAUCUCAACAAGGGAAACAACUUUGGGGUUUAAGUUUUGUAUGAUGGGCUUAUAGACUUUAGAUAUAAUGGUGAAUAUUACGUACUUUGUCUCCAUUAAAGAUGGCUCUUUGAUUUAAUUAGUGGUGAUCAUUGACCCGGAUGAAUAGAUGAGUUGGAUAAAGUUGAACAAAUUCUGCAGGCAUUUUAUAUAUUCUCAAACAAACAAGAAAAUUAUUCAUAUAGGUAGUUAAGUACCAUGUUCCGG